UAAACAUGUACUGUAUAUAAAGAACCAAUGUUAAAACUUGUGAGAAUUCAAUGCGACUGCAGCGACACUCCCCCUCCACGUUAUAUACAUCUAUGUAUUAAAUCCAAGAAGUAAAUAUUCCUAAUAAGUGAUUUCGAGUCCACAAAAGUCUCCCCCCCCCCCCUCCGGAAUAAAUUAUAAUAUAGAGUCUACAUUGUACAGUCAGUAAUCAGUAUCCCCUUGGCUGAGUCGGUAGAAUAGUGUAUUGGGAGUCUUCUGGAGGUUAACAGUGUAGGCUCCGCUAACGGAGGGGGGGGGGGCACUCCACCCGGUGACGGAGAGGAGACAACCCCCACCCUUGGGGGGGAGACGUGGUUACUACAAGGGAAAUUAGAAAGUUGGAGAAAGGGCAAGUUUUCAAAACAUAUAAUAAAAUAUUCAAGUAUUUUAUAAACAUAAUCAUAUAAAAAUGAUGUCUUUUGUUUGAAUUAACUAAGUUUUCAUUUGAAAAUUAUCAAAAUUUUAAUCUUAUCUUUUGGCAGAAUUUGACGAAGUCACACCUUACCGUGAAAUGAUUAUAAGAUAAGAGUUAAAUGAAGUAUUAAUUAGAAUAUAUUCCUGAAAUAGUUUUCUCUGAUUAUACAUGAUUACCCAAAAAGAACGAGAAUUUAAUGACGACCUGGAACUAGGGUAAACUCGAUCUGUGGCAUCAACGAUAUAAUAAAAUUAUAAAAUAUUAUAAAAUAUUAUACAUCUUGCGAUGGACAAUUAUAGCUAAUUUCGUUUUAAAGAAACUUUUAAUAUUUUUUAGACUUCUUUUAGGAUAACACAUUUGCAUGUUUGAUAAAAGCGAACUUAUACAGUUUAAAGUUUUAAAAUGUAAAACGAAUCUGACUAUUGCUCAUCCCUUUACAUAACAAAUGAGUAAAAAAUACAACUUUAAAAUGGCCCACUUCAAAACACUUUAAAAUAAAAAAGUAGUUAAAAAAUGAAACCUAAAAAGGUGGUUUAGUGAAAAUCAAAAAUGAAAACUAUCAAAUUGUGUUGUAUUUGUAAGAUUUUUCGUUGUUUUUCAUGUUUUUCAAUUUAUAAAAUUAAAGAAUUAAGAUUAAAAAUGCUUGACCUGGCUCAGUGCCAGAAACCAGGGAAGAGAAUGACUUUUCGCGGCAUUCGCACAACCAAGUUCCGCCAUGUUUUUGGUGCACCAGCGAAGAAGGAGAAAUGCUUCGAGAAUGUUCGAAUUACGCGCAACGCUCACGAGAGUAACUACUGCGCCGUGAAUCCUAAGUUCCUUGGUUUGGUUGUAGAGGUUGGUGGGGGCGGAAGCUUCAUUGUUCUUCAGAUAGAUAAGACGGGAAGAGUAGAUCAUAAUGUAUGCAAGGUGUCUGGGCACAGUGGUCCAGUACUGGAUAUAAAAUGGAAUCCUUUCAAUGAUAAUAUUAUCGCAAGCUCCAGCGAGGAUUCAUCGACGAAGAGUUGGGAUAAUAGAAUAUUAUUGUAUAUUUCUAGACGAAGAGUUGGGAUAAUAGAAUGGCACCCAACAGCUGAAAAUAUCCUUGUAUCUGCUGGAUAUGAUCAUAUUAUCAUUGUCUGGGAUAUAUCAAGAGGAAUUCAGGUUUCCAGAAUUGAUUCCCACACGGAUACUAUCUACAGUUUGUCUUUCAACAGAAGUGGAUCUCUGCUCGCCACUACAUGUAAGGAUAAGAAGAUACGGAUACUAGAUCCUAGAACAGGAGAAGUCGUCACAGAGGGAGAUUCACAUCAGGGAAACAAAGCUUCAAAGGUUGUUUAUCUGGGAGACACAGGUCGGAUAUUUACAACUGGGUUCUCCAAAUACUCAGAUAGACAGAUAGCAGUUUGGAAGGAAGAUGACCUUUCAUCUCCUCUGAGAAUGGACUCCGUAGACUCGUCCUCAGGGAUUCUAAUACCAUUCUAUGAUCAUGAUACAAGGAUGGUCUAUGUAGCAGGAAAGGGAGACGGGAAUGUAAGAUAUUACGAGAUAAUCUCCGAGUCUCCGUAUGUUUGCUAUCUCAGUCAAUUUAUAUCAGGGGCUCCACAGAGAGGUUUCGGAAUUAUGCCCAAAAGAGGAGUGGAUGUCAAUUCAUGUGAAAUUUUUAGAUUGUACAAGCUGCAUGCUACCAAGGAUUUUGUAGAACCAAUAUCAAUGAUCGUCCCGAGAAAAUCAGAUAUUUUUCAACAGGAUAUUUAUCCUGAAACCUUGGCUCCAAUACCAGCUAUAACAGCUGGAGAAUGGCUGAAGGGAAAGAAUAGUUCCCCUGUCUUGUUGUCUAUGAAAACAGGAGCUAACACAAAAACUUUUAAGCCUGUCGUGUAUAAGCCCUUGGAGAACUGUAUCGGAACAAGUGAACGAAAUUCAGACAAGAAAUUCAUGUUUCUUAGAGAAGAAACUAAACCAGACUAUAGGCCGAUGAAUGAAAGAAAAGAAUCAGGUCCCUGCCCGAGCAUAGAUCAUAGACCAUACGGAGCAAAUACAUAUCUGAAAGCCGAGAGCAGUAAGACAAAAGACGGAGACAAUGCACGGACAAAAGACGGGAGUGAUGUCUCGGAAAAGGAUUUGAAAACUUCUCUCAACACAGCCACAAAGUUUCAGGAAGUACAGAAGAAAUGGUCUACCGGAAGUGAGAAGAGUACAGAGUUAAACCUGGACCUGGAGCAGGUUUAUAAAACCUCUCUUGUCUCCGGAUCUAAUUCCGUUAAAACCCUGAGUUCUAGGUUUGAUUACCGAGAUAAUAAGAUGGUGGAAGAAGAAGAAGAAGAACUUAAGAAAAUUCUAAAUAUUCAGAAUAAACAAAUAAAUAUUCUCAAGGAUCAGGUAACGAGGAAGGAUCAAAGGAUCCAUGAGCUAGAAGAACAGGUUAGAAUCCUCUCCAGGCAUGCUACUCCAGUAGGAACACCAACCUCUAUACAAACUAAAUCCUUCCCAACUUCUCCUCCUGCACGGAAUUCAAUGGUGAAUACUUUGUCGGAGUACACCUUCCACCUAAACUCGGAGCCAUCGGAGUCCACCCAGCAGCUUGAAGAAUCAUCUGCGUAGCUUGGACAAAACAAUCACACACAAACAUUUAUUGUAAAUAUUUUAAAUUAUGAAAAUAUGGUUUUUUGUUGCAUUUAUCAAUUAUGUUAUUAUAAAUAAUUACACUGCCCAAAGACCUCUAAUUUCAAGUUUAAAAUGAUAAGUUGCCUGAUUUGACGCAACCAACAUUUAGAAUUGAGAUCAAUAUUGUGAACCAAAAAUACCUUAAAAUAAUAAAUAAAAAUUAGACUUUAAAAAGACAAACAUUUGUAAUUGCUUUUAUUACAUCUUUAUUGAAGUUAGAUUUGAUUUCAAUUUUAUCCUCAAUAAUGGUUUGGGUGAGAAUUAUAUUUAUUACAGACUUAGUCUAUAUUUUUCCCUUGACUGAAUUUGCUCUAACAAUUUUACUCACAAAUAAAAAGGUUGUUUAUAUCAAAUAGAUUAUCAAGUAUAAUAGAUGUCAAUAAAUAAAUGGAGGCAAAAGUGUCAAAUGUAACAAGAAAGAUGACGAAGUCUGUGUUGCCAUCUAUUGUACUUGAUAUUCUAUAUGGUUUAAAGUACAUUAUUAAGAAGUGUAUAUCUUUUUUUUUGAAAAUUUGGCCGCAAAUGCACUUCAGAGCUUAUGUAAGAAACAUUUGUAAAAAUAAAAUGUAGAAAUGUGAUAUUGUAUAAAUAUUAUUUCAAUAAAUUAAUUAUCAAUUAAA
This is a messenger RNA of Eurytemora carolleeae, 3717 nucleotides long. RefSeq names its product coronin-1A. Gene Ontology annotation, biological process: actin filament organization. NCBI's taxonomy places the organism in Eukaryota, Metazoa, Arthropoda, Copepoda, Calanoida, Temoridae. The transcript is spliced from 18 exons. Gene Ontology annotation, molecular function: actin filament binding. Bases 1004 to 3034 code for a protein of 676 amino acids. The record is from RefSeq and is a predicted model, not a curated record.